CUUCGCACAAAUCACAAUCACGUUUUCUUUUCUUCUCUCUCUCUAUCGGCAUUUAGAGAGAGAACAUCGCCGCCGGAAACUACUCCGGCGAUAACAUGACCUCCGAUUCCUUCCGUCCCUCAGACCUUUGAUGCGCCGAUCGACUGCCCGUACUCGUGCCGGUUCGAAUCGCAACGACGAAAUGGAUCCGAUCAAAACACGCUCCACCAACCUCUUCGCUCGCAACCCUAAGUCCGCUCCAUCGCGUUCCCUAUCUUCCGUUCUCCUCCUCAUUCUCGCGCUCUCGUUCCUCUUCCUCCUCUCCUACUGCGCGUUCUCCCACUCUGAAAUUAGUUUCCGGUACCGGAUCAUCGUCGACGGCGGGAGCACUGGCACCCGCGUGCACGUGUUUAAGUACCGGUCGGGCAGCCCGUUGCAGUUCGGGAAGGAGAGUUUGGCCUCGAUGCGCGUUAACCCGGGGCUGUCGGCGUUCGCGAAGGAUCCGGAUGGGGCGGGCGUGUCGGUAUCGGAGCUGGUGGAAUUCGCGAAAGGGCGGAUCCCGAGGGUGAGUUGGGGGGAGACGGAGAUUCGGUUGAUGGCAACGGCAGGGUUGAGAAUGCUGGACGCGGAGGUGCAGGAAAGGAUUCUGCAGUCGUGUAGGAAGGUGUUGCGUAACUCCGGGUUCAAGUUUAUGGACCAUUGGGCUUCUGUUAUCACAGGUUCUGAUGAAGGAGUUUAUGCUUGGGUUGUUGCUAAUUAUGCACUUGGCACUCUUGGAGGUGAUCCUUUGGAUACAACUGGGAUUGUUGAACUUGGUGGUGCUUCUGCUCAGGUGACCUUUGUAUCAAGAGAACCGGUGCUUCCUUCUUUCUCAAGAACUGUUAAAUUUGGGAAUAUCACUUACAAGCUUUACAGCCACAGCUUUCUUCAUUUUGGCCUGAAUGUUGCUCACGACUCAUGGAAAGAAGGACUUGUAUCAGGAAAAUUUGGCUUGGCUUCUCAAUCUCUUCAAGAAAGGUUGCGGAUAGAUCCUUGUACUCCUACUGGAUACUCUUACAGUGCUGAGUCAUUGAAGUUACCUCCUAGCUCGGAGAGUGAAAAGGUCCGUUCUCUUUUCACUGUCCAAACAAUGGGGAACUUUUCAGAGUGCAGAUCGGCAGCACUUAUGUUGCUACAAAAAGGGAAAGAAUCAUGCUCCCAUCAACACUGUCACAUGGGAUCAACGUUCAUACCAAAUCUUCAGGGGAAUUUUCUGGCCACAGAAAAUUUCUAUCACACAUCAAAGUUUUUUGGAUUGCGGCCGAAGGCCUAUCUGUCCAAGUUGAUGACUGCUGGGCAAGAAUUCUGUGGAGAGGAUUGGUUAAGGCUGAAGGAAAAAUAUGUUUCCCAUAAUGAGGAAGAUUUACUUCGGUAUUGCUUCUCUUCAGCAUAUAUUGUUGCUAUGCUUCACGACAGUCUUGGAAUUGCUUUGGAUGAUGAGAGGUAUUCUUGUUUUUUAUUUAAGGGUCAAGGUUGCUAGUGAGGUGGGAAGUAUUCCGCUUGAUUGGGCUUUGGGAGCUUUUAUUCUGCAAACAACAGCUGAUGCAGAUUUACAGAACCAUAACUGGAUUGCCACCAUUUUCAGUGAUGAAUCGCCUACUCUCCUCUCAAUUAUUGGAUUUUUAUUAGUGUUGUUAACGGCAUGGUCUAUAUCUAGGUGGAGGAAACCUCAGUUGAAGACAAUAUAUGAUCUAGAAAAAGGACGCUAUAUUAUCACGCGCAUUGGUAGAUAAGGCUUGAUGGUAGAGCAGAUCAUGGUUCUUGGUUUACAUACGUGGAGGCCCUGUUGUGAUUAUGAUGAAAAUAUUUAUCCUUUUCUAACUUGAUGGUCAACUACUGAAGGCCAUGCCAGCCGAGGCUCAAAUAGUAUUAUGGAGUUACUCUUCCCGAGGAACUAGUGUAGAGUAGGACGUAUAUUUGUUGUUUAGUGGAAAUUCAGGAAUUGUUUGUUGCGCCACUCGCUUCACUGGUUAUAGAUUACAGUAAGGCAAGAAGUGGAGCAGGUGAGCCUAGGAAUUGCUAGGAGGAACUAAAUGCCGCAUCCUUCAACGGAAAACACCUUAUGUGCUAUAUUUGUACCAAACUCUAUACAAAAGUUUGUCAAUUGCUACAUACAGUAGAAAUUCAUCAUUCCCUACCUGGGAACCUUGUUGCGGAAGCUGAUUAUUAUAGGAUACAUGAUUUUAUUGGAAUGGCUUCCAAAUUUGAAUGAUUAGAUCACAUAACAUGACAUCUCA
Molecule: messenger RNA, 2255 nt
Organism: Vigna unguiculata (cowpea)
Lineage: Eukaryota; Viridiplantae; Streptophyta; Magnoliopsida; Fabales; Fabaceae
Product: putative apyrase 6
Biological process (GO): nucleoside diphosphate catabolic process
Cellular component (GO): membrane
Molecular function (GO): nucleoside diphosphate phosphatase activity
Source: RefSeq, a predicted model, not a curated record